Molecule: messenger RNA, 3232 nt
Organism: Hylaeus anthracinus
Lineage: Eukaryota; Metazoa; Arthropoda; Insecta; Hymenoptera; Colletidae
Gene: Gprk1
Product: G protein-coupled receptor kinase 1
Exons: 15
Coding region: 415-2478 (687 amino acids)
Biological process (GO): protein phosphorylation; G protein-coupled receptor signaling pathway; regulation of signal transduction
Molecular function (GO): G protein-coupled receptor binding; G protein-coupled receptor kinase activity; ATP binding
Source: RefSeq, a predicted model, not a curated record
UACGUAGUUCUGUUCGUUCGGUGUGGAUGAUUGCGUGCAGAUCUUCUCCACGUUCAAUUCGUUCUCGCGCGUUAAACCCGCGAUAUGAACACGGUGAAUAUCGAGGUCGCGUCUGCCGUGUGAACCGGUGAAGAGUUGCGCGGGUGAGUGUGUGUUCGUGUUCGCAGUGAGUAUCGUUAACCUUGCGAAUCACGGAAAUUGGUAGGAACUCGUUCUUCUCGCUGGAAAUCGCGCUUAGAUCCUUGGUAAGGACCAGUCAGUCUCGCGAAGUUGAGUGGACGCAUUGUUCGAUUAGAAUGUCGGCGUCGGUUACGUUGUUCCCGGUGAUGCGACAGUGAACUCAGUGACAUCAAGGAAACAGCUCCGGGGUGAGCAGAGUUCACACGUCGAGAGAUUUAGAGACUACCGAGGAAAAUGGCGGACCUUGAGGCGGUGUUGGCCGACGUCAGCUACUUGAUGGCAAUGGAGAAGAGUAAGUGCACGCCGGCUGCCCGCGCAAGCAAGAAGAUUAUUCUGCCCGAUCCCAGUGUAAGAAGCGUAAUGCACAAGUAUUUGGAAAAGCAGAAGGAAGUUCACUUCGAUAAAAUAUUCAAUCAAAUGUUUGGUUACCUCUUAUUCAAAGACUUCUGCGAGAAUGUGGCGGAGGAGCCGAUUCCGCAACUUAGGUUUUACGAAGAGAUCAAGGCGUACGAGAAGCUGGAAUGCCCGGAAGAAAGAAGAAAACUUGCCAGAGAGAUAUACGACAACUUUAUCAUGAAGGAGUUACUAGCGCAUACACAUGAAUACUCUACGGAAGCGGUAACCCAUGUUCACAACUAUCUAGUGAAAAAUGACGUUCCGGUUAAUUUAUUCGAGCCAUAUAUCGAAGAAAUUUUUAUUCACUUAAGGGGAGAGCCAUUCAAGAAAUUCCUGGAGAGCGAGAAGUACACUCGUUUUUGCCAAUGGAAGAACUUAGAAUUAAAUAUGCAGUUGACAAUGAACGACUUUAGUGUGCAUCGCAUUAUUGGCAGAGGUGGUUUCGGAGAAGUAUAUGGUUGUCGGAAAGCAGACACGGGAAAAAUGUACGCUAUGAAGUGCCUCGACAAGAAGCGUAUAAAAAUGAAACAAGGCGAAACUUUAGCACUCAACGAAAGGAUAAUGCUUUCGGCAGUCAGUACUGGAGUGGAUUGUCCAUUCAUAGUCUGUAUGACAUACGCCUUCCAAACACCGGACAAACUUUGUUUCAUUUUGGAUCUAAUGAACGGUGGUGACCUUCAUUAUCAUCUCAACCAGCAUGGUGUGUUCAACGAAAGAGAAAUGAAGUUCUACGCGGCGGAAGUGAUAUUAGGACUAGAGCAUAUGCAUCGCAGAUUCAUCGUUUACCGGGAUUUGAAGCCUGCGAAUAUAUUGUUGGAUGAACACGGCCACGUCAGGAUAUCGGAUCUAGGACUAGCCUGUGAGUUCUCAAAGAAGAAACCACACGCAAGUGUUGGAACUCAUGGGUACAUGGCGCCAGAAGUGCUUUCGAAAGGAGUUACCUACGAUUCCAGUGCCGAUUGGUUUUCGUUUGGCUGUAUGUUGCAUAAAUUGUUGAAAGGCCACAGUCCGUUCCGGCAACCCAAAACUAAAGAUAAACACGAAAUAGAUCACAUGACGCUAACCAAGAACGUUGAGCUGCCAGAAACAUUUUCAAGAGAGCUGCGCUCACUCUUGGAAGGUUUACUACAACGAGAUAUUAACAACAGACUCGGUUGCCGGGGGGCAGGAGCUGAUGAAUUAAAAGAGCAUCCGUUUUUCAGUGGUAUUGAUUGGCAACAAGUUUAUCUUCAGAAAUACACGCCACCACUUAUACCACCACGGGGCGAAGUAAACGCAGCAGACGCCUUCGACAUCGGUUCCUUCGACGAAGAGGAUACAAAGGGUAUCAAGUUAACAGACGUGGAUCAAGACCUGUACAAAAAUUUCCCUCUAACCAUCUCUGAAAGGUGGCAGGCUGAGGUGGCAGAGACUGUAUUCGAGACAAUCAAUAACGAAGCAGACAAGUUGGAAAAUAAAAAGAAAGCGAAGCAAAAACAACGGUUCGACACAGAUGAGAAAGGAUCGGACUGCAUUUUACAUGGUUAUAUUAAGAAAUUAGGCGGUCCUUUCGCUAGCGCGUGGCAAACGCGUUAUGCGAAACUUUACCCUAAUCGGUUGGAAUUGCAUCCCGAGUCCACGAUGAAGCCUGAACUUGUAUUUCUUGACCAGGUUGAAGAAGUCAGCGCGGAGCUACAACAUGUGAAAGGGGAACAAUGUAUCGUCGUCCGCACGAGAGACGUGAAAAUAGUACUUACGAAUCCCGACGAAAUCAGUCUGAAGGAAUGGGCGUUAUCGCUAAGAUCCGCGCAUAAAUGUUCGAUGGAGAUGCUGGGCAACAUGGCUAAGAAAGCUGGCAAGAUCUACGGAACUGAAAGGGAUCCGGUGAUUCCACCGAUGCAGCGCUCUACGAACGGCAACUAGCCCAUUGCUAAUAUCUGCACUCCGGCGUCAUACUCCAGUUCCACUGCCCCUCAGCAGCAACAAGUUUUUUUAUACUGAAAGUCAAUGCUGAGACCAUAGAUGAAUUCUCAGCGAGGACUGCAUCGGGAGGCAACUUCUUGUGGACGGAACCAGAAGUAUCUAGGUCUCAAAACAGCUCCAAAGAAUCUCCCUUUGAACGACGGGUAGCGUCGCUCUGUAUAGAGACUCUAGGAAGUAGUGUCGUACGAACCGUCACGACGUUAUAUUUGUACGUUAGCUAUAUGUGCAAUGUGACGUAGGAACUAGCAACUGAAUAAUGUCCAUCGAUACACACUCUCAAACUCGAAAUCCGCACGCGAACGCACGAACACGUACACCAUACACUCACCCACCCACGCACACGGACACGCAUACGCGCGCGCGCGCGCGGAGAAAGGACACGGUAAAUGCAACCAGUAGUGUAUUAUUGUUAUAUCAAUACGAGGUAUAACCUGGUCCUGAUUAUACUUCUUCACCGUUCUAUACCACUCGUUUACUUAAUUUAUUGAUGAAUGCAGAACGAUUUUAUAUUGUCGUUACAUAAUGAUGACACGUGCGCAAACUCGUUUAUUUAUUGUGUUGAUAGAGAAGAACGAAGAAAAAAUCGAAAAGUUUACAUUGUCGGCAGCCAACCGAAGAUCGUUGUAAUAAUUAUGUACGCUCGAGUAGGUAAGGUAAGUUUGCUCCGGCAAUAAAAUUGUGCGACGAACGCAAA